CUAGCGUCGUCUGCACACUGCAACCACCGACUUUUGGCGUGGGCAAUUAUCCGCUUGCAUCUCCCUCUUUCCCAUCUCGACUGGCUUCAGUGCGUGCAUCUUACGCACUGCCUCGGAAUGCGAUGGACGGAACUCCGCGCAUGCAGUCUGGCUACCCAGCUACGCCAACGACCUUAGCUCCUCGACGACACGCCGCCGCCGCCGCACAAGAGACGCCCUCUCGAAAUUCAGCCUCUAUCCGCUCGACAUCCUCGUCCAUGUCACAAUCUACAAAAUCACCAAAGCUCCCUCUUGCUCCAGAGAGUGCUCCCCAGCAACGAAAUGGCGGCCAGCCCGUCAUUCCCCUGACACUGCUCGAUGCCCCCCAACAGAGAUUCUACGCCUUUGCUAUUUACGUUCUUUUAUGGGCAUGGAAGCUGUACGACUGGCUCCAGGUUGUUGAAGAUGGCGAAAGCUCUUGGUGGCUGUUCCUCAAAUGGAUCUUCAUCGAUUUCGCUUUUCUCUUUGGCUUGCCUGAGAUGAGAAUACCGUGGCUCGAGCUCUCCCAGCUGCUUGUCACCAGUGUCUUCGCGUCACACGUCGUCAUCAAUUACAUGCUCAUGUUCAACAUUCCUCUCCCGUGGCAAGCGUGGUUGCUUGGUUUCGCCAAAGUCCUUUACGAUCGUGAACUGUCGAUUUCGGAACACAACGUCAAGGUGUCGCACAUCCUGAACAACCAUUCCCUAAUCAUGGGCAAACAAAUCAUCAACAUUCUCCCCGAAGGCUCGGCUGUGCUCAACCCAGAGCACAUUCCGUUCUGUCUGUCCCCGAAAUCCAAGACUGGUGCCCAGCUCCCAAUUUACUUCAAUUCGACCGUCCCCGCCGAGAUUGAGCUUCUGCGAAUCGACCUCGAUACCAACAAGGAAGAAACUAUUCGAGUACCCGGUCGCGAUGUCAACAGAAUCGCAAAGGCUAUCAAAGACCAGCCCACCUCUCUUGGUUACCAAUGGCAGUACGUUGUCAAGAAGCCUGGAGUCUACCGCCUCAAGAAGGUUCUUGACGAGUACAAGCUCGAAGUCCAGCGUUCCACCAAGGCUACUUAUGUGGUACCUUGCCCGCAGGCGAAGAUCAAGACCGCAGAAUCCUCAACGCGCUGCAUUCGUGACCUCUCGGACUUGUCCCUCGACGUUCAUGGAACCCCUCCACUCAAGAUUGUGUACAGCCGAACUACAAAUGGCAAGAACCGUGAUUUCCGCAUGCAGAGUCUGCAGCCCGACGGCUUUACCUCACCCCUUGUUGGCCCAGCUGGCUCUACCGCCCUCCCUGACGACGAUAUUUCCUGGGUCCGCCCUGCUACAGUCACCGUCGGUUUGAACGAAUCCAUGACUUCAGCCGGAUUGUGGGAAUACUCCGUGGAUGAGGUUCACGACGCCUUUGGAAACGUGGUUAAAUAUGCAAAGCCUGGCGAGGAGCCCGACAGUGCCCAUUCUCAGGCGCUGACCUACAACUUCGAAGUCCGUGAGCGCCCCAACGUUCGGAUGAAGGGCUGCGAUCUCCGCACAGCCCUCAAUGCUGCUAAAGGAAAGGCAGCCACCCUUCCUGUUUUCUUUGGAUCAUCUAACCUGGCCGCCGACGCUUCGUACCAUGUUGAGUGGGAAUUCUCACCAAUUGAUACACUGACAAACAGCGGUGACCAUGGUGAUCAAGUUUCUGUUGGUAGCUACAAUGCCAAAUCCUCUAGUGACAAGCCCAAGGUUACCGCGCCCGGUCUAUACACUCUGAAGUCUGUCUCAAGUGGAUCUUGCGAAGGCGAUGUAGAUGAACCCUCUUCUUGUCUGCUUCUCAACCCUCUUGAACCACGCCUUUCGAUCCGAUCUGAAGACAUUCCCGACAAGUGUGCCGGAAACUCGAUUGGUCUUCGAGUCGACUUGGACUUGGUGGGCACGCCACCAUUCACGGUUCGAUACGAUGUGGUGACCGAUCAUGGCACUGAACAGCGCAGACACGAGGUUACUGGCCUCCGUUCUCAGCUUGAUCUGAUCCCCGACGCCCCUGGUCCGCAUAAAUAUGUAUUCAAGUCUAUUGACGACAAGGUCUACAAAAGUUUGGUCCUGACUGGCGACGACAAAGUCUUUACGCAGGAUGUCCGACCCGCUGCAUCUGCUAUCAUCGCCCAACCUGAACCCUCCAUCAUCACUUGUCUCGAUUCUUCCGUGGAGAUUGAUAUUGCCUUUACAGGUGAUCCUCCAUUUGCACUUGACUGGGAAAUGGUACACGAUGGUAAACGUAAAGCAGAAAAGGUGACUGGCCUUGAAUCGAACAAGUUCAAGAUUAAGACUGCAUCACUUACGAAAGGUGGCGACUACAUUCUUGCGCUUAACAGCGUACAGGAUAAACGUGGCUGCCGCAACUUCCUUAAGGACCAGAUGAAGAUAUCUGUCCGCCAGCGCCCUCGUGGAGCGUUCGGCUUGAUUGAACAGAAAAACACCGUAAUGGCGGUUAAGGAUGCACCUAUGAAGAUUCCACUCCGUCUCCAAGGUGAAGGACCUUGGUCUGUUUCAUACAAGAACCUCAAUGGCUCGGGAGAGGUGAUUAAGAAGAAGAUUGAUUCGCCCAAUGGGUCGAUUAUGGUCAAGACCGCUGGUGUUUAUGAGCUAGUUGAUAUUAGCGAUGAUAGAUGCCCUGGUUCUAUUGAACCAAGCGCAUCGACUUUCCAGGUUGAUUGGUAUCCUUUGCCAGAGCUGUCACUUGUCGCCGCCGACAGCGUCACUCGUGGCUCUGACAACGUCUACGUCAAGCAAGAGAUUUGCGAAGGAGACAUUGAUGGAUUCGAAGUAUUCAUGCAAGGCUCUCCCCCUUACCACGUCAACUAUGAGGUGCAACACCAGAACCCUCAGGGCGCCAGAUCGAGCAGACACCGAGACUUUGAUGCUGCAUUUUCGAAGGCCUCCAUUAGCAUGGAAACGGGCAAAGCUGGACAGUAUACUUACAAGUUCACUGCCUUGGCUGACUCGUUGUACACCCUUGACAAGAGUUUCAGCCCUGUCAUUGUACGCCAGCGAGUCAAUGCUAAGCCAAGCGCUGCAUUUUCCAAGCCUGGUCUUGCAUUCAAGUACUGUGCAGAAGAGCAAGAACAAGAAGACACCAUCCCGAUUACCUUGACUGGCGUGGCACCGUUCUAUAUCGAAGUGGAGGUCAAGCACCAGUCUGGCUCCGCUCCUGAAACCUACCACGUCCCAUCCAUCAACACCAAUACCUACCAGAUGCAUAUCCCUCGCAAGCAUUUGCGCUUGGGAUCACAGCAGCUUCGUAUUCGAAAGGUUCGGGAUGCUAGAGGCUGCCAACAGAAGUACGAAGUGAACGGUCCCUCCGUCCACAUUCAGCUCUAUGAUGCGCCCUCGAUUUAUCCCCUGGAGUCGCGCGAAGACUACUGUGUUGGUGAGCGCAUUGCCUACACAUUGUCCGGCACACCACCUUUUGAUAUCACGUACGACUUCAACGGCAAAUGGAAUGCCAAGUCGCAGACAACCAGCUUCCGCCGUGUCGCCGAGAAGCCCGGUGACUUUAUCAUUACCAGCGUCUCUGACAAGGCUAGCGAGUGCCGUGCAGCUGUUAACCUCCAGAAGACUAUCCACCCGCUCCCUAGUGUUCAGAUUAGUAGAGGAAGACAGGAGCGUGUUGAUAUUCACGAGGGUAACGAAGUUGACAUUCUCUUUGAAUUCUGGGGUACACCACCCUUCGAGUUUACGUAUACGAGAAGCACCAACGCCAAGAAGGGACACAAGAGUGUUAUUCUUGAGACACGCUACGACAUUUCUUAUGAGCACAGCAAGGUCGUCAAGGCCUCUCAAGAAGGAACGUAUGAGGUUGUGGCUAUUAAGGACAAGUUCUGCUCGUUCUCAACGCAGCAAGCAGACAAGAGAGAUAGAAAGUAAAUGUCCAUAACGAGAUGGUGAGGAAGAUUAAUGCACUGUUUUUUGGCGAGUUGUUUUUGUUAAACGCAUGGUCUUUGGAUGGAUUGUUUGGACAAUGACUAGUUUGGUCCAAAUCUUUGUACAUAUACUAUAUUUUUAUACCAUGGAAUGGCGUUUUAUAAUUGAGAAUGUAACACAUGUGAACUUCUA
This is a messenger RNA of [Torrubiella] hemipterigena, 4103 nucleotides long. The record is from the annotation of a GenBank genome assembly. NCBI's taxonomy places the organism in Eukaryota, Fungi, Ascomycota, Sordariomycetes, Hypocreales, Clavicipitaceae.